Molecule: messenger RNA, 3781 nt
Organism: Drosophila subpulchrella
Lineage: Eukaryota; Metazoa; Arthropoda; Insecta; Diptera; Drosophilidae
Gene: SREBP
Product: sterol regulatory element-binding protein 1
Exons: 7
Coding region: 224-3532 (1102 amino acids)
Biological process (GO): regulation of transcription by RNA polymerase II
Cellular component (GO): nucleus
Molecular function (GO): RNA polymerase II cis-regulatory region sequence-specific DNA binding; DNA-binding transcription factor activity, RNA polymerase II-specific; protein dimerization activity
Source: RefSeq, a predicted model, not a curated record
UCAAAGAAAAAAGUUUACCGAAAGUCCAACGCAAUUGUUUAUUGUUUAUUGAUUUACGAGAACAAUCUCGGGAAACAAUGCAAUGUUGAGCAAAGAGUGUUAAACUAUUGCUCUUGUUAGCACAAAACAUAGCGCGUUGCAAGUAACUAUUAGCAGUGAUGGAAACCCCUAUUUACAAAGUGAACUAAAAAAACAAAUAAAAGGUGAUAAAGCGUCGUAAGCGAUGGAUAAUGAUCCGAUGAGCUUCAUGGACGCUCCGCUGGACGAGUCCAUGGAUUUGUUCAAGGCGGAGGACGCCUUCGAUAUGAUCAACGAGGUGUUGCACUCGGAUAUGUUGGACAGCUUCCUCAACGAAAUAGACCUGGAGCAGGCGCAGAUGUUCAACAUGAUGCAGGUGGAGCAACCACCGUCCGAGAAGCAACCACCGCACGUGAAGAGCGAGCACUCGUCGCCGGUGCACAUUAAGGAGGAGCUGCAGCAGCAGCAGCAACAGUCGCCACUGCUCUACAAGCCGGAUCCCCUUAUGGCCUCCAACUACAAUCUCCCCCAGCAACAGCAGCCUGCGCUGAUGAAGGCGGGCCAGCCCACAGCCACCAUUCAUCACAUGGACGCCCAGCGGUUGCCGCCGAACACCGGUGUCUAUUCCCCAGCUUUGGGCGGUAGCAUUGUCUACCAGUCCAUUUCCCCGCCCACGCCGCCGGCAGAGCCAUCGCCCCAAAAUGUGAAUGUCAUGUUGCCCAUUGUUCCGGCCGCCGCUCCCUUGGCCAUGAAGUCGCAUCCGCAACCCUUCAUCACAUACACCCAACCAAUGGCCACGAGUCCCGGAAUCGUUAUCCCUGCCUCAAUGGUACCCCUGCUGAUGGAAGGUACGCCGACGACUUCCGUGGCGAGUCCAAAGACGUCUCCACCUGUUGCUCCGUCGCCGAGCAGCACUGGUAGCCGGGCCAGCAAAGUGCGAGUGGCUCCACUGGCACCAUCUCCCACAACCAUGGAGGUCCAGGGCAAGGUGCCCAUCAACCGCGUGCAGCCUAAGGUGAAGGAGGUGAAACGAUCGGCGCACAAUGCCAUCGAGCGGCGCUAUCGUACCUCCAUCAACGACAAGAUCAAUGAGCUGAAGAACUUGGUGGUGGGCGAACAGGCCAAGCUGAACAAAUCCGCAGUGCUGCGGAAGUCCAUAGACAAGAUCCGGGAUCUGCAGCGCCAGACGCACGACCUGAAGGCAGAGCUGCAGCGCCUGCAGCGUGAGCUGAUGGCCCGCGACGGAUCCAAGGUGAAGGAUCUGCUGCAGCUGGGCACGCGGCCAGGACGAGCGUCCAAGAAGCGUCGCGAGAGCUCGCUGACCACCACGGAUGCCGGACUGACCCCACCGCGCAGCGAUGUAUCCGAUCCCUCUCUCUCGCCCACGCACUCGGAUAUCUCCCUGCCGCCGUCGCCCUAUGGCGGAUCCACUGGCAGCUGCAGCAGUGGCAGCAGCAGCAAUGACGAUGUGCUGGUGGUGCCCAGCUCCAUGCGUGGCAUGGCCACCCACUCUAGGCUGGGACUCUGCAUGUUUAUGUUUGCCAUCCUGGCCGUCAAUCCCUUCAAGACGGUCCUACAGCACAGCCAGUAUGGCAGUAAUGUCGAUGUUGGCGAACUUAGCGGUCAAAGACGCAUUCUCUCUUACGACGUGGAUGGGGGUGAAGGAUUUGGCUGGCAGCAAAGCUCUUGGAUAUGGCUUUUGAACUUGCUACUGAUGUUCGGGUGCCUGGUGAAGCUGCUGGUGUACGGCGAUCCGCAACUUGAUCCACAGACGGAUGCCUACUGGCAGCACAAGCAGCGGGCUGACUCCCACUUUGCCCAAGGACAGGCUGCUCAGGCCUACGCCGGUUACCUCAACUGUUUGCAUAUGUUUGGACUAAGUCUGCCGACGUCACGCGUGGAGUGCUAUCUACAGACCUCCUGGCAGUUUCUGCGGUUUCUUUUCCAUCGCCUCUGGCUGGGCCGGGUGCUGUCACGUCGAACUGGAGGGCUGUUCAGCAAUGCCACCAGCCGGAAGCAGGCGCUGGCCUCGGCACGAGAACUGGCGCUGCUCUUUAACCGACUGAAUCAACUGCAGCUGACUGGAAACGGAAGUCGCGGAGACGGGAAUGGCAUUAUGUUGGCCCUCUUUGCUAGCAACAUGGCUGAAGUGGCUCACAAUCUGCUGACUCCGCGCGAGACCAUUUGCAUCCACGUCAUGACGGCGCUACGAAUGAAGCGCAGUGCCCCAAAGUGGCUACAGCAGCUUUUUGCUCGCUACUAUAUGAGCCGGGCUCGCCAAGAGUGCGGUCGCACCCGGGCUGCCGAGCAAACGCAGGAGUUGCGUUGGGCGUUCAGCGCCUAUGGAUAUCGGUACUGCAGUACGCACGUCUUUAGCUACGACUUGAACGACUCUGGCGAGAAGGAUGGCUUUUUCACACGCCUAAGGAAUCCUUGUGAUCCCGCUGCCCAUGUCGUCAAGCAAUACCGCGAACAUCUGCUGUUUAAGGCCAUUCAGUGUUUGGUGGGAGCCGGAAAAGCGUCAGGCGGUGUGCCCACCUCUUCAGCGGGCAGGGAGACGGAGCCACUGCAGCAACAGCAACACAGCGGCACUAUCGUCAGCAAUGUUCUGAAGUACACCUCGCUCUUGAGGGACACACUGUGGGCCGAAGAGGAUGAGCGCGAUACUAAUGUGGUGUGGUGGGCAAAUGUUCUGGAGAUCGCAGUUCACUGGCUCCUUGGUGAAGACACGCUGGCAGAGCAGUUAUACGAUAGCAUCAAGCAAAUGCCUGCACAGCUGGAACAGUUCAACGAAAACGAUCAUCUGCCCAGGGCGCUGCAUGCCGUGCUUCGAGCCAAGAUGAUACUACUAAAGAACAAUGGAAACGCUCUGGACAAAGGCCUGAAGCAAUCGGUCAAUGUGCUAUGCGACGAAUCGAGUGCACAGCUCCAAGAAUGUCUGACUGUCAAUAAGAUCACCAACGCAAGGGCCAUAAAGCUGACUUUCCAAUUGCUUACCUGCGAUUGGCUGCUUGAAACUCGAACCACUUUGUGGGAGCUUGAGCACAUGAACAUCGAAGAUGAUGGCUUCUACCAAGUGCCCGGUGAUGAGCUCGAGAAGUUCCAGACGGAUUUGAAUUCGCUGCGCAGCAUUGUGGAAAAUAUCCCGAACGCCCAACCGAGGAUAUAUUUGUACGAAGCUGUUUGUCGCCUGAUGGCCGGAGCCUCUCCGUGUCCAACGCAACAGCUUCUGGACAGGAGUCUGCGAUCGCGUUACGCCCACUCGUCCAUUUUCUGUGGCAGCAAGGAUCGGCGCCACCAGAACUUCGAGGGAGGGGAGAGAGAGCGCGCGAAUGCCAUGUUUGUGGCCUGCAAGUAUCUACCGAACGCGCUGCUCAGCUCCCCUGGCGAACGUGCUGGCAUGUUGGCCGAGGCGGCCAAGACGCUGGAGAAGGUGGGCGACAAGCGGAAACUGAAGGAAUGCUACCAGCUGAUGAAAUCACUGGGCAACGGCAUUGGUAGCGUGAAAGGUUAAGACAGUCGUGGAGGAUUUUAGCCAUAAGUAACUAGAACCUGGGAUGGAAUUUUGAGCAAAUUAUUCCCCUUCUCUCCCACGAAAGUGAAGCACUCUAGGCCUCUUUAAUUUACGCUUUCCCCUUUGUUUUCCCGCCCCAAUAUACUUAGAUUGUAAUUCAAAACUUAUUUAGUAUGGAAAUUCGUAUUUGUUUAAUACAUACCGUAAAGGUUUGACAUAUUUAUAAUAAUAAAUAUUUUAACAGAUAAA